Messenger RNA from Telopea speciosissima, 1364 nucleotides. Its product is annotated as phosducin-like protein 3. The transcript is spliced from 5 exons. NCBI's taxonomy places the organism in Eukaryota, Viridiplantae, Streptophyta, Magnoliopsida, Proteales, Proteaceae. The record is from RefSeq and is a predicted model, not a curated record. Gene Ontology annotation, cellular component: cytoplasm. The coding region runs from base 284 to 1045 and encodes 253 amino acids. Gene Ontology annotation, biological process: protein folding.
UACCGCCUGUGACCUGAGUUCACUGUGCAUUUCGCCAUCGUCCCGUCACGGACUGCGUCGCCGGAGAAAGCACCGUUAGCAGCCACCAGCCCUUAGAGUUGACGUCGCCGGUUUCAUCCAUCGGACAAACUGCAGAUGUUCAAGCUUUAACAGAACAGAUUUAUAAUAAAGUGUUGAUGCUGUGUGCUUGGCAAAAAAAGUAUAAUUUUUGUGCAUGUUUGUGGCUCACCUUCCUCAACUGAGAAUAAGAUCCUUCUUGUGUUAAGCUCUCAUCUUUCCAUCAAUGGGAGACUAUCAUUUUGUGUAUAAGGAUGUCGAAGGAGCAUCUACACAAUGGGAUGAUAUACAAAGAAAACUAGGUAAUCUACCUCCCAAGCCUGCUCCUUUCAAACCCCCUUCCUUUACUCCACCGCAAGAUGAAGAUUCAAAACACAAAGACAAGGGUUGGAUUGAUGAGAAAACUGAAGAAGAGCUUGAAGAUCUUGAAGAUGAUGCGAAUCUUGAUGACGACCGGUUCCUUGAAGAAUACAGGAAGAAGAGGUUGGCAGAGAUGAGAGAAUCCGCUAGAGUCUCAAGGUUUUGUUCAGUGGUUCCAAUAUCAGGAUCAGAUUUUGUUCGGGAGGUUUCACAGGCUCCACCAGAUGUUUGGGUGGUUGUGUUUCUGUUUAAGGAAGGAUUUCCAGAAUGUGAACAACUUAUGCAUUGCCUGGAAGAACUGGCUUCAAGAUAUCCAGCAACAAAGUUUGUUAAGAUAAUAUCUACAGAUUGCAUUCCGAACUAUCCAGACCGUAAUCUUCCUACCCUACUGGUGUACAAUAAUGGUGCUAUCAAAGGAACAUAUGUCGGCUUGCAUCAUUUUGGUCGGGGGUGCACACCUGAAGGUGUUGCACUAGUCCUUUGCCAGUCAGAUCCGGUACUUAAUGAUGGUCAGAGUGGAAGUGACCCAUCGAGAAAGGGCAUCAUUGAUGGUGUCCGCAAGAGGUUUAUUGAGAAGGUCGUGACAGAGCAUGAAGAUAAAGAUGAGGAUGAAUAUUUGAGCGACUAGAAUCACUAUGGCCUUUGCCAUUCGCAUUUGAUGGAAGGGUCAUUUCUCUGCAAUGCUUUGUGACAUGGAGCCCCUGUGACAUGUGAUUAUACAUGAUUUAUUAGCUACCUUUACAGCAUAUUAGUGUAGUUUCUUAAGAUCUGUGAAGGAUAUUGAUCAUUGUAUCUUGAAUUGGUUUUGGGCUGCAGAUGUUGAUUGUUCAUGUUUGUUGAAUUUGAGCUAUUAGCUUGAGCCUGAUUUGUGUUCAUUGCUGAAGUGACCCCAACAUGAAUCAUGUAAAAUGACACUUGGAAAAUCUUUGAGAAUUUCAUUAUUAUCU